Messenger RNA from Silurus meridionalis, 1494 nucleotides. It is a transcript of the gene gmnc, whose product is annotated as geminin coiled-coil domain containing. The transcript is spliced from 5 exons. The record is from RefSeq and is a predicted model, not a curated record. Gene Ontology annotation, biological process: negative regulation of cell cycle; negative regulation of DNA replication. The coding region runs from base 168 to 1202 and encodes 344 amino acids. NCBI's taxonomy places the organism in Eukaryota, Metazoa, Chordata, Actinopteri, Siluriformes, Siluridae. Gene Ontology annotation, cellular component: nucleus.
CGCAAAUCACAACACAAGCCCAGGACAGUGGUUGCGCAUCUGGAGGGCAACGACCCCAGCACGUCACGUGACUCCUGUCGCUCAACGCAACCCCGUGCUCGUGUUUAGUGCGCGCGCUCUCUCCCUCCUCUCGCACUUCUCCUCCUCCUCCUCCUCCUCCUCCCCAAAUGUUCUCCAGAGCUCCCGGGACUUCUGUCGCGCUUCCAGCUCGUCCUGCCCGCGAUAUGAGCUCCAUCCUCUCCUGCCGGGACACGCGCUUCGAGUGCGCGUACUCGGCCUCUCCGCCGGUGCGCGCCGCUGUUGACGUUUCCACGUCGACGCUCGUGUCCCUGUGGGACGCCGGUCGCUUGGACGACGUGGGCUGCCGGCGCGAGCUUCCGCAGCUGGUUCCAGCGCAUGCUUCUCUUCACGACUCCGUCUGGCAGGACCCCCUGUCCCCUCACCUCCAGCGGAACAAGCAGCUUCAAGAUACGUUGAUACAGAAAGAAGAAGAACUCGCAAGACUCCAGGAAGAGAACAACAAACUCAAGGAGUUUCUAAACUCAUCCUAUGUGAAGUCACUAGAAGACAAGUCAAAGAGGAUUUUCUCAGAGGGGCGGCAAAGGAAAAGAGCUCUACACGACGAGACAGACUUCGUGAACUUGAGCCGGCUGUUGCAGGGCGGCGAGGGGAAGCGGACGUGCCGCAACCUCUCUCUGGAGUUCUGCUCGGCUGAUGAAGUGGCAGCGACGCCUCCGCUCGACUCCUGGGUUCUGGAAACGCUGGGGCUGCAGGAUGAGGACACCAUCAACACUGACAGCAGUUUCAGCAGCCCUACGACAGAUCACACGCCUACCUUCAGCUCCCCAGCACCCAGCACAGACCACUUCAGCCCUGCACUCCAGGACAGCACCAUGUACAGCCCUUAUUCUUCGGACAGCCACUGCGAAUACAGUGGCCCCAUCGAGUCAUCGUGUGGCUUCAGCCACGGUAUGGACGGAAGCGAGGAUUUUUGGUCUCUUGGCACGUCACGGAUGUACACCGUGACGUUAACGGGGUCACUUCGGGAUCUUCCGAAUAGACACUUCAGCCCUCCCAAGGCGGCGUCAACUCCUCAGCGCCCCCACAUCCGAGCUCAGAGCAUCGCCAUCAUGGCAACGGUUUCCCCAGUCCAACAGGGGACGAGGGAGCACCAUUGUCCACGCGCAGUCGAACUGACUUAGCGUUCAGCAUGUCACUGAGUCCACAAAACAGCGUCAAGACCCACACAUUCCCACAGGGACAGGCUUUCACACGCAGAGACUCACAAGGUGGAUGGAAUUUCACCUGGCUGCCUAAACAGUGUUCAUAAAGUAAAUGAUAUGAAGAAGCUAUUUCUCAUUUAUUAAAACCCCAGAUAUGGCAUGGAAAGCAAGCAUUCUUACGAAUAAUAUGAAUCAACCACAGUGUGUAUGGUAUAUUUGAACUCUUGGUAUUAUUAAAAACUAUUAUUUUGUGUUAAAUCUGACUUGGGGA